UAACUACUUUAACAUCUGAGGCGUCAUCAAGACUUGACAGGAGAAGAGGGAAGAAGAGAAAAACGAGGGAGGAAAAACAAAAACGGAAUAGGAAAACGUGGUUUUCUAUUCACGUCUGAAUUAGGUGUGGCAUUUUCACAAACACUUGGGGUGCAGAGACUGAUUCACCACUGAAAAAAGCACCAAAAAAUGCUGAGCUUUCAAACUUGCCUCCCGCCCAUACUGCCGAGCGCCUCUGUGCACCGUACCCGCGCUCUAAACUCUCUUCCUUGCUUGGCUAUCUCGAAAAAAUCCGAUUCGGAGCCUGAUCCUAAACCUCGCUCCAACGCGAAACCGAAACAUCGCCGCCGAAAAAUUGAAACUUCUGAAGACGAAGAUGAAGAACAAGGCGAGACGUUCCCGACGACGAUUCCGAGGAAGCCUCGGCGUGGGCGUAGAAGCGAGGCGGCCGCGGUGGAAGAUUACGUGCGGGAGUCACUUGAUCGAACAUUUGCAUCGAUCAGAGAGCAGAACCCAGAAAUUGUUGAGAAGAAAGAAGAAGUGAUGAAGAGGAAAGUUGACGACGAUGAAGAAGAUGAGGGUUUUGGAAGAGAGAAGAGCAUGGUGGUUGAAGAGGAGAGUAGGGACUGGCCUUUGGAUGCUGACGUGGGGUGGGGGAUUAGGGCUUCGGAGUACUUUGAGAAUCACCCGAUAAGGAACGUGGUGGGUGACAAUGGGGUUGAGCUUGAUUGGGAAGGUGAGGUUGAAGAUAAUUGGGUGAAGGAGAUUAAUUGCUUGGAAUGGGAAAGCUUUGCAUUUCAUCCAAGUCCGCUUCUGGUUCUUGUUUUUGAGAGGUACAACAGAGCAAGCGAUAACUGGAAGGCUUUGAAAGAGCUCGAAAAGGCAGUCAAGGUCUAUUGGGAUGCCAAAGAUCGCUUGCCUCCUCGGUCGGUUAAGAUAGACAUUAAUAUUGAGAGAGAUUUGGCUUAUGCUCUCAAAGUUAGAGAAUGUCCUCAGAUUUUGUUUCUACGAGGAAACAGGAUCUUGUACAGAGAGAAAGAGAUUCGAACAGCAGAAGAAUUGGUUCCAAUGAUAGCGCAUUUCUACUACAAUGCAAAGAGGCCCUCCUGGAUUGAUGUCAAGGAGUUAUCUCCACCUUACUAGUGGCAAUCUGGUACUUAGAAUCUGAACGCUGCUUCAGAUUAUGCGCUGGUGAAAGCAUUGGUUAAUUCAGAGCUUGGAAGCAUGAAGCACAAUCGAGAGUAGGUUGCAUUUGCAGGAUGUGCGACUCUCAUAAGCGAUACUGAUUAUUGCUGCAUGUGUGUUUGUAUGCAUUGUGGAAGUUGAAACAGAGUAUGCGAGAACCAGGUGAGCAGCCUGCGUGUGUGGCAUCAUGGGACUGUUUUAAUGGUGAAGAGGGCAAAUGUAGCUUGCAGGAAAAAUUUAAAGGUUGUGGAAUCUGCAGCUAUGGUUUGCUUGCUGGACAUAAGAUUUUUGCUGGUGCGGCUAUGGUUUGCUUGCUAGACAUGAUAAAAUUUAAGUAUGUACGUCAAGUGUUUAAGAUACACUAAACGCAAUAAGAUCUAUAUCCCCUUUCAUAUGGUUUUUGCAUUAUUUAAUAUAUAAUUACUUGUUGACUAUGUACAUUUUUAUUCAACCAAUACACUCAACUUUUUCAGAAAGCUCAGAAAUAGAGAUUAAUUUUCUUAAAUUGUGGUAGGAUACUAGUGUCCUUUUAAACUUACAGUUAAUAUAAAAUUCAGAUCAUUUAAGAAAAAAAAUUAAAUAAAAAGAAAAAUAAAAGAGGAUUAGGCACUAUAUAAACAAGUCUUAAAUGAAAUAACAAAGAAAAAAAGGCAAUAAAUAAACUCCUUUUUAUCUGCUCAUGUGAGUCUUGUGGUGACUGCAGUUUUUUGUCCUGGUAUUUGGGAAAAUCAUGUAAUAUACAUGAAACAAUUCCCAGUUAAUUGUACUGUCCAUCCCUCUUGGCACAAUCAAACCUUCACAAUCUCUUCCAU
This is a messenger RNA of Prunus avium (sweet cherry), 1997 nucleotides long. RefSeq names its product polyadenylate-binding protein 2-binding protein (gene MRL7). The record is from RefSeq and is a predicted model, not a curated record. NCBI's taxonomy places the organism in Eukaryota, Viridiplantae, Streptophyta, Magnoliopsida, Rosales, Rosaceae. Gene Ontology annotation, cellular component: chloroplast stroma. Gene Ontology annotation, biological process: regulation of DNA-templated transcription; chloroplast organization.